AUACAGGGAUACAUAACUUUUGAUUUAUGAGUUGUUAACCCAAUUGAUCUGCAGUGAUGAGCUAAUUGUCACUGGCCUGCAAGGAAAAUGUAGUGAGGUAUUUGUGCUAGAGUUCACCUAUUUUACACUUAUCUUUUGUUGUACAGGUGCUCAAAGCAGUGGUUCUCUACCACCCCCACCCUGGGAAGCUCAGCCGACAGACAGUAACCAACUGCCAGGUCCUCAACAACCUCAUCAAUUGCAAGUUACACAGGUGGUUGUCUCACCUUCCCAGCCAUUGCCGAGUGGCAUAUAUCCUCAAGGAUCACAACAUAUGGGGAAUGGCCAGGUAGCGGGUAUGUACCUUCAGCUUACUACAAAUGGCCAUCUCUCAGCAGUCAAUGACCAGGUUAUGCAGAGCAAUCAGUUUGUAGGAAUGCAUCCUCAACCAAUCCAAGGAGGACAGCCCCUGGGUAUACUUCCACAGCCAAUGCAGUCGGGUCAGAUGCCUUUUACGUAUCCUCAACAAAUGUAUAGCAACCAAAUGGCCAGCUAUGGCUACGGCUAUGGCUAUGACUAUGGAUAUGGCCAGCAGCAAAAUGCUCAGUUCCUUGAUCAGAGAAUACCUGGGCUAUCUGUGAGGGACGAUGGUGUCUUGAGGAAUUCGGGCUACUCAGUUUCCACUCCAUCCUAUGUGCCAUCUGGAAAGCCCUCAAAGCCAGAGGACAAGCUGUUUGGAGACCUUGUUGACAUUUCGAAAUUUAAGCCAACAAAUACUACUCCAGGCAGAGCCGGGAGUUUGUGACCAAUGCUGGUUUCACUUUUUUUUGAUUAAUAACUUGCUUGUUCCAUUUUUUCAGAUCAAGUUUUUUGUGGUUUUUAUACAUUUAUAUCUUCUCGUUUGGUUUUGUUGGGUUGCUUGCUUUUGCAUUAGAAUUAUGCAAAUUCCUUGUAGAAGAAAUCUGAAAAAAAGAAAAAGAAAAAGAAAAAGAAAAAGAGGAAAGGAAGACGGCUCUUAUUAUCAGGUUGAAUUUACUGGAUUGACUUUUAUUGAGUGGAAGCCUGUUU
Messenger RNA from Ilex paraguariensis (yerba mate), 1047 nucleotides. The record is from the annotation of a GenBank genome assembly. Lineage: Eukaryota; Viridiplantae; Streptophyta; Magnoliopsida; Aquifoliales; Aquifoliaceae.